Pecten maximus is the source of this 6293-nucleotide messenger RNA. Its product is annotated as transmembrane protein 117-like. The transcript is spliced from 6 exons. The coding region runs from base 128 to 2140 and encodes 670 amino acids. Lineage: Eukaryota; Metazoa; Mollusca; Bivalvia; Pectinida; Pectinidae. Gene Ontology annotation, biological process: intrinsic apoptotic signaling pathway in response to endoplasmic reticulum stress. The record is from RefSeq and is a predicted model, not a curated record.
GCCAAUUAUUAUUUUGAUGUUGUUGGUGACCCGCUGACAGUCCUGUAGGCCGCCCACGGGUGUCGGUUACGCUCGCGUGACUCACAUGGCCUGCAUAGCUGAAGUGGAAUGGCGAUAGAACAUCAUCAUGUCGGUCAAAAGCAAAAAAGAAGAAAUCAAUUUCUUGGAAAGGAAAAAGGACACCGAGAAAUCACAGAUCAUAGAGGAUCCUGAAAGAAGCUUUGAAAAGCAUGAUGCAGAAACCCCAGAACAGGUACGCAAAUCCCCAAAACCAAUCUUAAUCAAAGUCCAGAGUGACAACAACAGUGAAGAUACUAAACAUCUCCUAGAAAUGGACGAAGGAGAGGAUAAAAAACCUGAAGAACCAGUGAAGGAAACUUCAAACAGGGAAGAUAACAAUGAGCUAGAAAUGAAUCCAACAGAAAAAUCUGAAAAUGUUGAAAAUGUCAAAGAACCGGUGAAAAAGGAAGAAAAAGACACGAAGAAAGAUAAAGCAACUGGAAAAGAAGUAGAUAACAAUAAUGCUAAAGGGGGCGACGAUGACGCAAUAACACCAAUUGAGGAUGACCAUGUUGUUACCAUAGAAACAACAGGUGCUGAUAAGACUGACAAACCUGAUGGCAAAGAUGUCACAGACGCUAUUAGCGUUUUGUCUCUGUUCAUGGAGAGAGAUUUGCGAUAUUAUUUCCAGCACCCCUUUCUUAGAAUCUUCAUAGCCUACUUUGUGACCUUCUGCAAUUUUCUGAUCUAUGCUGAAGAUCCUGUAGCACACAGUAUGAAGGAAUGUAACAUCCCCCUAAUUGGAAACGACUUUGCUUUUGUGUGUACCCGCUAUCCCCCUAAUGCCUUCAGCCUCCUUAAAGUAGUCAUGUGGCUUGGAGCCAUUAUCAUCGGCUGUAUCCUUGGGAAGAUCCUCAUACAUGUCUUACUGUUGAACAAACUGCUGCGUCUGAAGAUGUUCACAGAGGACCAGGGAUCAUGGAUGAUAAUGUUCCUGUGUAGUCUCAUUUCCAUAUUUAUCAUGUCCUGGAUCUACAACGGAUUCCUGACAGCCGGAGGUGAUAGCACAGAAUCCUAUCGGAUUUCCGGUGACCUUGGACUCUCCAACUCUAUUUUUAUGAAGGCUGCUGCCUGUGGUACUUGGUGUGGAGACUUUUUCACUGCUUGGAUGGUGACUGAUAUGAUGCUACAAGAGAAGCUCUACCCAGGCUGGGCCAAACCAGUGCGGACCUGGUGGAACCACCGAUACAAUCGUAUCAUCUUAUUCUGGGUGGUCACCUCAGUAACGUCCCUCGUCGUGAUCUUUGUGAUAGCCACAGACUUUAUACAGUGGGAGAAGCUGAACCAUGGAUUCCUGCCGACUAACGAACUGUCCAGGGCGUUUCUGGCCUCCUUCAUUCUGGUUAUGGAUAUCUUAAUUGUGUGUCAGGACUGGGAUUUCCCUCAUUUUAUGAGUGCCAUUGACAUCAAAAUGCCAGGUGUUAACACUGCACACAUCAAGUUUGACAUCCCCAAGUGUCUCAAGAAAGAGGUUUGGCAGGUGCAUAUUACAGGUAAAUGGUUUAACUACGGGAUUUUGUUUAUCGUUAUGCUGCUUGACCUAAACAUGUGGAAGAACCAGAUCUUUUACAAGCCCUAUGACUAUGGUCAGUACGUGGAUUCAGAGGGGAGAAUCCACACAGUGCUGGACGACUACAGCCUUACAACAUUUAACGAGAGUCUGCUAACCUGGUCGUACCGAAACAAUACAAUAAAUCCUGUGACCAAUGCGUCCUACCUUGAGGGAGAUAUGGUCGUCAGCACUCGUUACUAUGACUACAGCCUAGCAUUGAAGGGAUUGGCAUUCGUCCCAGCCCUUUUGGCGUUCAUUGUGUUAGGUGUGACUGUUUGGAUGUUUGGCCGUUUUAAGCCAUCGAAGGAUGAUCCGUAUGCUGGUCGGUUAAAGAAGCGCAGAAAGAGGAGGAGAUUCUCCCUUAGAAAUUUAUCUAGUUCCUUCCGAAAAAUUGAACUGCGGAGAAAAGUUCAAGCUGUACCUAAGCUGCUACAUUUCCGUCGUAAACAAAGCCCUAAUCAUGACCCUUCCUCAAAUGGAUCAGGAUACCCUGAAAACUGGUCGGCACCAGCAGACAUCAACAAAUAGAGAAACCUAAAGCUGGUGUCAGUUUUAUACCUGUUUGAUAUUGAUUAUAUUUUUGAGACAUUUCUGUAUUAUUACUUUGAUUGUAAUGUACAUGUAUAUUACAUAUAUCAUGGUGAUUUAUGUAUAUUUUCUAACAUGUCAAUAGAUUAUGAUGAUUGAAAUAUCGGAAAUCAACAUAUCGGAAAUCAACUACAAUAAUUAAUCAAGAACUUGCAAAACAGUGAAGCAUAGGUCAUAUUAUUCUUAUAAUGAAUGAAAUUGAAAUCUUUGAAAUACCAUUUUAUACAUACCUUGCUCACUUUAGAAGCAAUGAAAACACACUCUGUAUUUUCAUACCAUGGUAAUACGUAUAACAGGUAUGUGUACCAAUUGUAACCAUUCAUCACUUUAUCAGGUAGAAUUGUCUAUUGGUAAAUCAUCAUGGAGUUAUUUUGACACUCCUAAAAUAUAACAAUUAUUUUUAUCUGAAAAUUGAAUAUAUUCAUCUGUUUGAAUUCAUAAUUGUCCUUGAUGAGUUUAUAAAUUAAAUGCCUUUGGUAUGGUGACUGUGUAGUUAGGUCAAUAAUAUAGUCUAUAGUUUUAAUUAGAUUAUUGUGCUAUGUAGUUACUAUGCUAUCUACACAAUAUAAAGUUUUUAAGCUUCAACCAAAGCGAUACUGAAACAGAAAUUGUUUCAAAUUAGAGAGAGAAUUUGAGAGAAAAUUCAAGCCACAUUAAUCAGUCUGUGUACAUUUGAAUAUGUAUCAAAUUAUGAUAUGUGAGAACUUCAUAAUUAUGUUGUGUCCUCAGAAUCAUCUAGGAUCUAGUUUAGAUCAGGAAUAGUUCAACCUACCGCGUAUACUAGUGCUGUUGGUUAACUUCUUAAUCAUUAAUGGUUGGGUCAUCAUUUAAUUAACUGUCUGUCUUAAUUGAUAUGAGUGAUGGAAACUACUUAUAUGAUUAUUAUCUUUCAAUAAACCAAACAUUGUGACCCAAUUGUGGUCACCACAAUAGACAUACAGUAAUUGGUUCAGUAGACAUACAGUAAUUAGUUCAGUUGACAUACAGUAAUUGGUUCAGUUGACAUACAGUAAUUGGUUCAGUAGACAUACAGUAAUUGGUUCAGUAGACAUACAGUAAUUGGUUCAGUAGACAUACAGUAAUUGGUUUAGUAGACAUACAGUAAUUGGUUCAGUAGACAUACAGUAAUUGGUUCAGUAGACAUACAGUAAUUGGUUCAGUAGACAUACAGUAAUUGGUUCAGUAGACAUACAGUAAUUGGUUCAGUUGACAUACAGUAAUUGGUUCAGUAGACAUACAGUAAUUGGUUCAGUUGACAUACAGUAAUUGGUUCAGUAGACAUACAGUAAUUGGUUCAGUAGACAUACAGUAAUUGGUUCAGUUGACAUACAGUAAUUGGUUAUUACACAUGCAGUAAUUAGUUAAGUUGACAUACAGGUUCAGUAGACCUACAGUAAUUGGUUCAGUAGACAUACAGUAAUUGGUUCAGUAGACAUACAGUAAUUGGUUCAUUAGACCUAGAGUAAUUGGUUCAGUAGACCUAGAGUGAUUGGUUCAGUUGACAUACAGUAAUUGGUUCAGUACACAUACAGUAAUUGGUUCAGUUGACAUACAGUAAUUAGUUCAGUUGACAUACAGUAAUUGGUUCAGUUGACAUACAGUAAUUGGUUCAGUAGACAUACAGUAAUUGGUUCAGUUGACAUACAGUAAUUGGUUCAGUAGACAUACAGUAAUUGGUUCAGUUGACAUACAGUAAUUGGUUCAGUAGACAUACAGUAAUUGGUUCAGUAGACAUACAGUAAUUGGUUCAGUUGACAUACAGUAAUUGGUUAUUACACAUGCAGUAAUUAGUUAAGUUGACAUACAGGUUCAGUAGACCUACAGUAAUUGGUUCAGUAGACAUACAGUAAUUGGUUCAGUACACAUACAGUAAUUGGUUCAGUUGACAUACAGUAAUUGGUUCAGUAGACAUACAGUAAUUGGUUCAGUACACAUACAGUAAUUGGUUCAGUAGACAUACAGUAAUUGGUUCAGUACACAUACAGUAAUUGGUUCAGUAGACCUAGAGUGAUUGGUUCAGUUGACAUACAGUUAUUGGUUCAGUACACAUACAGUAAUUGGUUCAGUAGACAUACAGUAAUUGGUUCAGUUGACAUACAGAAAUUAGUUCAGUAGACAUACAGUAAUUGGUUCAGUACACAUACAGUAAUUGGUUCAGUAGACAUACAGUAAUUGGUUCAGUACAUGUACAGUAAUUGGUUCAGUUGACAUACAGUAAUUGGUUCAGUAGACAUACAGUAAUUGGUUCAGUUGACAUACAGUAAUUGGUUCAAUAGACAUACAGUAAUUGGUUCAGUACACAUACAGUAAUUGGUUCAGUAGACAUACAGUAAUUAGUUCAGUACACAUACAGUAAUUAGUUCAGUAGACAUACAGUAAUUGGUUCAGUACACAUACAGUAAUUGGUUCAGUACACAUACAGUAAUUGGUUCAGUAGACAUACAGUAAUUGAUUCAGUUGACAUACAGUAAUUGGUUCAGUUGACAUACAGUAAUUGGUUCAGUAGACAUACAGUAAUUGGAAUUCUAAGCAAUCGUCCCAUAAGAGACUAGAAGCACAGCAUUAGCAGUGAUGAAACAAAUUGGUGUCUAGAUUGUGUAUUUUACUACCAGAUGUGAACAUUUAUUUUUCUACACUUCCUUACUCUGGCCGACUUUCUGAGUGUUAUAUUUACCAUACCCUGGGUAGUAUGUGUACAUUGUUUAAGUCGUAUACUAUAAUUACCAUAGAAUUGUACAUGGAUGUUAUGAGAAAAACUGAUUAUUUUUAAAUCGUGUUACGGUUAUGUUUUUUAAUCGUCAGACAUAUAGUUGAACAUUAAAAUGCAUAAUGUUUGAGUACCCUAGAUGCCUUACAAGUUGUCUGAUUUCCUGUGUAUUUUUUUAUGGAUAGAAGACAGAUAAUAUGUUUUAUAGAAAUGAUAUACAAGUCCCUUGAUUUACCAUGAUAUGUACUGUAUUUUCUGCUGGAUAUUUUUUUAAUCUGUUCUUAUUGAAGUUCAAACAGGUUUCAAAUCACUUUUCAAAAAUUGCACUUUUUAAUCGUAGUUAUGGUCUGGCCAGAGUUAAGCAUGCUGUCCUGUUUAUAUACCGUGUAGGGAAUAGACUGUUGGAGCCAAGUGAAGCAUGGUGUUCUGUUAAUUUUUGCUAGAUUAAUUGAUAUAACAUUGUAGCAAAAUUAUGAUUAUAUAUAUAGCCUGAAGUAUGAACCUCCUCUUUGUGACAUUUUUAAAUACAUUGUACAGUCCAAUAUAUAUCUGCUCUUUAUUGGCAUAAUUCCAUCCCUUGUUUGUACGAGAAGGUUGGCCAGAUCUUGGUGUCGGGAUAUGGUGAAUAUAUGAUGAAACAUUGCAUCACUAUGACAAUUUAUGACAACUUGUAGUGGUACAUGUAGUUCUAUUUUUAAUUAUCACAAUGUAAUUUAAUUGUCAAGAAUUUUUAUUUGUAUGUUACAAUCUAUCAACUGUAAUGCUUAACAUUAUAUCAACAUCUGAUUGUUGUCCUGUUAUCACAGUCAGCAUUUGUCAGGGCAUCAUGUGAUAAUACCAUAACUACGCAUAUGAUUGUUGUCACAGUCAACAUCCGUCAUGGCAACAUGUGAUAAUACCAUAACUACAUCUGAUUGUUGUCUCUAUGUUGUCACAGUCAACAUCCGUCAUGGCAACAUGUGAUAAUACCAUAACUACAUCUGUUUGUUGUCUCUAUGUUGUCACAGUCAACAUCCGUCAUGGCAACAUGUGAUAAUACCAUAACUACAUCUGUUUGUUGUCUAUGUUAUCAUUCAUUGACUGUAUAAUAUCAUGUUGGUAUCUUCGAUAGUCAGGGAUUUUCCUACAAUAGAAACAGGGUCUGUUAAAAGGACCCAUUUUUUGUUUUUCCCAAUUUCCCAAUUUGUCGCGUAGGAAUUCCCAAUUCAUUGGACCCUUGACCCAGUUGAAAUAUUAUAGAAAAAUCCCUGAUAACAGUGUUUGGAAGUUUUUCCUGUCAUUCCAACUCUACAAAUUUAUUUUGAAUACCUUAGCUUUUUAGCCCACCAUCAUCAGAUGGUGGGCUAUUCAAAUCGCCCUGCGUCCGUGGUCCGUCGUCCGUCCCUC